Molecule: messenger RNA, 777 nt
Organism: Penicillium expansum
Lineage: Eukaryota; Fungi; Ascomycota; Eurotiomycetes; Eurotiales; Aspergillaceae
Product: PEX11 family protein
Exons: 2
Coding region: 1-777 (258 amino acids)
Biological process (GO): regulation of peroxisome size; peroxisome fission
Cellular component (GO): peroxisomal membrane
Source: RefSeq, a predicted model, not a curated record
AUGGUCGCUAACACUCUCAUCUACCACCCUGCGCUGGCGCACUGGCUGCGCUUCGUCGCGACAACUGUCGGUCGCGAUAAGCUCCUCCGCACAAUCCAAUACUUUUCCCGCUUCUACGCGUGGUACCUAUACCGGACGAACAAGCCGCAGUCGGCGAUCGACCCGUACAAUGCCGUGAAGAAGCAAUUCGGCACGACCCGAAAGAUUAUGCGUAUCGGCAAAUUCCUCGAGCAUCUCAAGGCCGCUGCCGUCGCUUUCGAUAACAAGAACCCCGUCGACCCGGUCCUGCGGUACCUGGCCAUCGGCCGCCAGCUCGGUUAUGCUGGAUACCUGACUCUCGACGCCAUCACAGUCAUCGAUGUGAUUGGUAUUCGGAAACUGUCUUCCGCUAAGCAGCUGCAGAAGUCCGCUUACCGCUCCUGGGGCGCUGGUUUGAUCUUCAGUGCUGUGGCGGGUAUCUACACUCUUGUCCGUCUUCAGGAGAAGGAGAAGACUAUUGACCGUAAGGAGGGUGAGGGUGUUGUUGAGGCUAAGAAGAUUGAGAAGUAUGAGUUCCUAUUUACUACCCGAAUGAGGAAUGGAUGGAGUGCUAAUGCUUUUAUUAGGGAGCGCUCUGCUGCUCGGAUACAGCUCCUCUCUGAUGUUUGCGAUCUGGCUGCGCCCUUGUCUGCCGUUGGUAUCGUUAACCUCGACGAUGGCCUCGUCGGUAUCGCAGGUACCGUCAGCAGUUUGAUCGGUGUUUGGUCCCAGUGGCGCAAGACCGCUGUACCCGUCUAA